UGGUGGGGUGGUGGACGCUCGAGAGCUACCCCCACCACUCGCGUAGCGUCUCGACGCCGCGUUUCGGUCUCCCGAGUCUGAUCUCAGUUACCAACAGACCGCGCGAUCGCUCGCAUCGCCGACGCGAAGCGAGAGGGGAGAGAGAAAGAACGAACGAACGAACGAAUGAAAGGAGAGUGAGAGAGUGAGAGAGAGAGAGAGAGAGAGAGAGAGAAAGGAGUGCUCGAGAGUGCAUACGCGCGAAGGGAGCGAAAAAGAAGGAUUAAAAUAAUACGAGGGAAAGAGGGAGGAAGAGAGAGAGAGAAACAGGGAGAGGAGAAGAGUGAACUAUGUUACAAGUCGUCGUCGUCGUGCCGCUCGGUCUCGCCUGAACAAAGGAAGAUUCUUCUCCCUCGGCUCGCCGCGUCGAGGGUCGUUUCCGAUCGACGAACCGUCGGGAUCCUUCCUCGGGUGUCUUCGGUGCGGUUCGUGCGCCUCGAGCGCACACGAAGCGGUCAGUCACGUAGCAGCGGCCGAGGCGUGAGGAACAAAGGACGGCGGCAGGAUCUGCGCGAGAGAGAGACGGGAAGACGGCGAGGGAGCAACGCUUUACGAUCGCGCACGACAAUAUUGUUGAUAUUCGCAAAGCGCUGGAAGCACGAUCGCUAGGAUCAGGAUCGUCGGGACCGAGACUCUUCGCUCCGAAACAACGCGAGUCGCACACCGGUAUAUUUUGAAAGAAAGAGAGAAGACGCGCCCUCCCCACGAGUUUUGUGGCAGAGAGAGAGAGAGAGAGAGUGUGUGAGAGGGACUUGCGACGCGUCUCUUCGAGUUCGUCGAAUUGUGCAUUGUGUUUUGCUUUUUUUUUAUACUUUUCUAUCCGGACGAUUUUUCUCCCAGUGCGACGAGCCAAGAUUAAUAGAGAGGAAGAAAGGAAGAAGCGGUAACGUACCUGUCGGACAUUCUCCGUAUCAAAGAACGUGAUUUGUGAGUGAAAGAGGGAGAAGGAGAGCUGGAACCCGAAUUUUCUGGAGGUAUAUGUGUCUGUACCUGCUUGCCUACCUGCGUAACGAACCGGCGACCUAACCUUAACGGCAACGACGGUCGAACCAAGUGCGCGCGAGAAGAAUUGAAGGAAUCUCGUUGUGUGCUAAAGGAAGAGAGGGAAGGCGAGGAGGAGGAGGCGAAAAGAGACCGAAAGUGAAAAGAUAACCGGCCUUCCUUCGGAUUCUCUCCGCCGUCUGUUUAACGACGUCGUUGGUUUUCAUGUGUGACAUGUGCCACAGAGUGUACGACGUCUGAAAGAGAGGACUCCGGAAGCGCAAUACCUUAUUCGGCAGCACACGGAUUAUCCUCGUAUUUACGGUGAGUAUUGUGGCGUUCCGGCAGAGUACCGUGAAGAAGUCGUAAAUUUUGCAAGUACCCGCGCCACGAGAUUACGAGCAUUAUAUCUUCAGGGGAUGCCGGUUGACUGAAGAUGGCCUCGCCGACACCCUCGCUGGAAUCGCGCGCGAAUUCCCUCGGGUCCCCGGUCUCGCUGUCCCCGGUAACAGUGAGCGGCAGCUCGCCGCCUGCUAGCGACUCGGCGAUCUGCGACGUCGACAGCUGCGAUUUGUGCCUGGACGCGCCGAAGUCGGGCGAGGAUCCGUGCCCACGCUGCCGGCUGGGUAGCACCGGCGGCACCGGUCGCACUCGCUGCACCGGCUGCAAGUCCACUGCGGCCGACGCUGUAGCGCGUUGCUACAACUGCGACCAGUUUCUCUGUCCGAAUUGCGUGAUGGCGCAUCAGUUUAUGCUCUGCUUCGAGGGCCACCGAGUGCUGAACCUGGCCGACUCCAAGUUGGAGACCGUCGGCGGCGGCGGCAACGGCAGCGGCGGCGGUGGCGGCGGUGGAGGUGGCGGAGGCGGCGGCACGAUUACCGCGACAACGGAAUUGCCCAAGAGCACCUGCAACGGCAGUAGCGGCGGCGGGGGCGGCGGGAACAGCUUAGUGAUCAACGGCGGCAGCGGUAACGGCAACAACAGCGAGAAGGUACACUUUUGCACGCGACACAAGCAGGAGAUAAUCAAGUAUUUCUGCCGAAGCUGCAACGUGCCGAUAUGCAAGGAGUGCACGUUGACGGAGCACGCGGCGCCGCUGCACGACUGCGCUCACAUCUCGGACGUGGGCGCGCAGCAGAUCGAGGCGUUGGCGCGGACCGUCCAGGAGUGCCGCGCGAAGGCGGCGGACGCCCGUGCGGCUGUCAAAGCGGCGGAUCACAGCGCGACGAUAUUACAGGUGCAGUAUCACAAGGCGCAGAACGAGAUCAACGAUACGUUUCAGUUUUAUCGAUCGAUGCUGGACGAGCGGAAGCAGGAGCUGUUGAAGGAGCUCGACUCGGUGUUCUCGGCGAAGCAGAUCUCUCUCAACGUGCUCGGGCAACGCGCCAACGAGAUGGCGGACAAGAUUAUGCAAGCCUGCGACUUCGUCGAGCGCGUCACCAAGGUUACCACCAUUACUGAUUUCCUCAUAGUCAAGAAGGUCUUCGAGUCCAAGCUCCAGACGCUGCUCAAUUACACGCCGAACACGGACAUAGCUAAUCAGACCGCGGAUCUCGAGUUCGUCAGCAAUUACCAGGCGAUACAAGUAGGCGUGAGAAACACUUUCGGUUACGUGCGGAGUAACAGUAGCAGCGAGAACAGCGCCGGCUCGAUCGGCAAACAGCCACCGAUCGCACGACCUACCGCCUUGUCGAGCAACGGCAUCGGUAGCAGCGGCAGCAACAUCAGCAACGGACCAGGAAACGGAGCGGGUUCUUUAGGCGGUCUUCUCCUAGAUCGUACUUACAGUAACGGCCUGAUCUCCUCCAGCAUGAACUGCGGCUCGUCGUCGUCACCCUCCUCCAUCGACACCAUCAGCACCGUGAUUUCCAAACGCUUCAGCUCGGCCAACAGUCUGGGCCCGUUCUCCACGACGAUCAGCGAUGUUAAUCUGAACGGCAUGAACGCCAAUCCAUACGAGAAAUGGAGCAACGGCGGUAGCGACGCUUAUCCCGUCGUAACGACGAACGAUCACUUUGCAAUGCCAUCGGCGGUAGCCGUGGCAGCGAAUACCGCGCCCGGCGAUUCCGUCCUCGACCUGACAUCGAAGUUGAUGUCCGCUACCGCAAUAUUCCCGCCCAAGUCGCAGAUCAAGCGGCAGAAGAUGAUCUAUCACUGCAAGUUCGGCGAAUUUGGCGUAAUGGAGGGUCAGUUUACGGAACCGUCGGGUGUUGCGGUGAACGCGCAAAACGAUAUUAUUGUCGCCGACACGAACAAUCACCGCAUCCAGAUCUUUGACAAGGAGGGCAGGUUCAAGUUUCAAUUUGGCGAGUGCGGUAAACGCGACGGCCAACUGCUCUAUCCGAAUCGGGUCGCCGUCGUAAAAACGUCCGGCGACAUCAUCGUCACGGAACGUUCGCCGACCCAUCAGAUACAAAUCUACAAUCAGUACGGUCAGUUCGUGCGCAAAUUUGGCGCCAACAUCCUCCAACAUCCACGCGGCGUCACCGUUGACUCGAAGGGACGUAUCGUCGUAGUGGAGUGCAAGGUAAUGCGCGUCAUCAUUUUUGAUCAGACCGGCAACGUCCUGCAAAAGUUUGGCUGCUCGAAGCAUCUUGAAUUCCCGAAUGGCGUGGUAGUGAACGACAAACAGGAGAUCUUCAUCAGCGACAAUCGCGCCCACUGCGUCAAGGUUUUCAAUUACGAGGGUGCUUACCUACGACAGAUUGGCGGCGAAGGCAUCACCAACUACCCUAUCGGCGUGGGCAUCAACACUCACGGCGAGAUUCUGAUAGCGGACAAUCAUAACAACUUCAAUCUGACCAUCUUCACGCAAGACGGCCAACUGGUCUCGGCCCUCGAGAGCAAAGUCAAGCACGCGCAGUGUUUCGAUGUAGCGUUAAUGGACGACGGCUCGGUGGUACUCGCCAGCAAGGACUAUCGCCUGUACAUAUACCGUUAUGUGCAGGUACCGCCGAUCGGCAUGUAGAGCAGCGACGCGUCACGACGACGACGAUGAUCGUCGUGCGCCAGUGUCAAUGUUUGUCAUCGUAUCGUCAUCAUCAUCCUCGUUAUCAUCGUUGCCGUUCCACAUGAUUGGACGGCCGCGCGGGAUCACCGCGAUCUCGAUCUUUCCUUUCACCUACGCUCGCCUGUCUUCUUCUACAUCCAUCAUUCUACCACCCACGCUCGCGCGCUCAAUUCACCACUGUUGCCAUCACCUUCUUCGCCCGCCCCCAUCUACGAGACGUUUCACGAACCGCCGACCAUUAGAGAAGGGGCGCACCACACGCUCCGUAUACGCGAGGGAUCGACUCCCUCGAGCGAGUGUCGUUCACGCGGCAAGAAUGGAGUUCCCGAAGCGUUCCUCCUGUGGACUCCGCCGUACGACAUCAUCGGACAUCAUCGACCGACGGUAUGCGAGAAGGCAUAGCGCCCGCGCGUUCCCCCUGAUACUCUCCCUCCGCGUCUUCGCGAACGGCGGUCCGUUUCGCGCCGACGAAAAGGAGGCGAGGACGCGCGACGCGCGACGCUCUACGCGUCUCUAACCCUCGCGACUCGUCGAAUGUCGAGGAUCCGCAACAAGAGAGAGAAAGAGAGAGAACGUAAUCAACCUUGCUGCCCCGACAAAUUCGCGCGCGCUCCUUUCUUCGCGCGUACGCGCCGUAUAUACGCGUGCGCGUGCGCGAUAACUUACUUGUUAAUGUUGUUAUAAUACUGAAAAUACUGUUGUUGUUGUUUAGUUGUAGAGCUCGCCGCCGCUAGUCACUUCCCCCCCUCGCCUUCCACUCUGCCCCCGUCCUCCUCCCUCCUCCCUUCGCACCCGUUACCAACAUUCCCUCCUACCCCUUCCGCUAUCCCGCACUAACCACGAUCUUCUCUCUGAGACCUCGUCUGAUAAUCAUACACCGAGAAACGCAUUUUACACGUUUUCGUUGCUCUCUCCGACGUGGUGGUCGACCAGUGUGUCGCUUCCGGUCACCGCGGUUCGAAGCGUCCCCGUGCAAAAGCUCGCGAGGAACGUGUUGUUGUCGCGCGAGAUACUAUUAUUGUUUCAUCGUAUUCUCCCGAGAGAUCCACUAAGGUUCGUAAGAUGCAAUUGCAACCGUUUGCGCGGAUCUUAAUAGUUUCGCUUCUCUGGUUAUACGACGAGACGAACGAAACUGGAUCCUCUGUUGAACGGCUUGCAUGAUCUUAGACUUAGGCUCCGAGUUAUUAACAUACACAUACGUCUCGAGCAGCGAUCUUUAGACGAAUCGGUUUCCCAAAUUGUUCGCGCGCUAUAUGAAUGGAUAAUUGGCUGAUCUUACUGAGGUAAAACAUCCAAUUGAUCCAUGCGACAUUGAUACGAUUGCGCCAAAUAGUUUGAGAAAUUAUUUAGGAAGAUGAAAUUUCAAUAUAACAUUUCAGUAUAGCGUCGUAGAUUUGGGUGACAGGAUCGUUGAAUCGUGCACAGAUGCGUGUUUAAUAAUAAAACUUUGUUGAUCAUCCGAGACCAUGAUUGAAUCGUCGCGAGACUGGUAGAUUCCCAAUAAACAGGACGUUUAUACGUUUAUGAAUCGAUAGAUCGAACGGUAUCCCCGCCAUUUGAAUUCCCCCUUCACGAUUGUUUUCGCAUCUGAAUUUUUUCCCCCUUUUUUUAUAUAAUGAUUGUCGACAAUUCCUACGGAAAUUCAUCCUGAGGUGCAUUUCGUAUUCAAUUAUGACAGCGACAACGACGAUGUCGUCAAACGGUCAUCGCGCACGUUCACUUUUCCAAUUCAAUUUACUGUUAUCGAUUAGUUUUUUUUUUAUUUAGUUAAUUUCUAUAUUUAUCUCUCUUUCGUGCAUCUCUUCGUUUCUGUUACUUUAUCGCGACGUCGAGUUUGAGCCGAUCUAUAUUAAAUAUUUGAUCGAACAGUUUUUCUAGUUAGUUUUAUCACUAAAAUUCGCGUUGAUAAAUUUAGCAACCGCUCACUUUUAUCGGUAAAGCAACGUUAUGUGUUUAAAUUGUUAUAAGUGUAAAAGAUACAUAAAUAAUUCACCUUGGCAAAGUACGAGGUACAGGUCCUGUUGCUUGCUAAGUAACUCGCUCAGAUAUCGACGGCGCAGAUAAUUGACGGAGAAUAAAGAUUGUUUAAUAUUCACGGAGAGACACGUAGAAAUCGUUGGUACUCGUAGAAACUAGAAUGGCGUAGUAUUAUUACAAGGGAUGUUUUAAGAAAAGAAGUAGAAUGCACACUUUGGAAUGGCAUUUUGAGCGUAUCCGCUACGUACAGUCGACGACGUUAGUUCGUCGAAAUUUAUUCUCGACUCUCGUAGCAAAAAAAAUGACGCAAUCACCGCAUGUUUAUCGUUUAUAGAAUUAUCCUUGUCAACGAACGAAAGCAAAAGGCGAAUCACUUGCUUUCUCCAACUCCCCAUCCUUGGGCGAAAUCUCCUCCUUUCUCUUCUUUUCUUUUUUUAUUUGAUUUUAUUUUAUUAUUAUUUUUUUAUUAUUAUUAUCAUUAUUAUUAUUAUUACUCUAGUAGUAUAGUAGCGCGUAUAGUAGCUAUUAGUUGUUUUAGUAAGCGUGUAAGACUUUCCUUUUUUUCACUCUCUCGAUAAGUUAUCACAGCUAUUGUGAAACACACGUCUGUUCUUCUCUGAUUUUCGCUUGAUUAUCGUUGCUGCUUUACGUUCUUGGAUUUCGAUUAAAAAGAAAAACGCCAAUGAGAUUAAAACUGACACCCUCCGAUUCCCUUUUCCCGACCCGACUACCGCGCAGCCGUUUUAGGUUCGCGUCGGUAUCAUCGUUUAUUCUGAAACUUAUAGUAUUAAUAUAUUUUGUUGGAUAGAGAUAAAACAAAAAAUUAAGUAAAUCAUACACACACGCGGGAAUUCCCAUAAUUCUCCGCCGCGCGACUCCACGCACGUACACGUUUGCUCUAUUAUUAUAUUAUAUUUUUAUUAAUAUUAUUGUAUUUUUUUUAUUAUUAUAUUAUUACUAUUAAUAAUGCUUGUGUGUUGCGACUUUCGAUGUGACACUUUCAAUCGAUACGUUAUUGAACGCUCCCUUCCCCUGAUACUGUGAAGGGAAAAAGGCUAGCUGGCACAUAAAGUCUAAUUUUAACCCUAUUACUCGACUACGAGGCCUCAUGGAUUAUAGAUCUUCGAUUACUGAAUUAUCGUCGUUUACGUAAACAUUCGGCGCAAUUCCGAAAGUUUCGGAAAGUCCUCUCAAGUCGAUCCAAACCUUUCGGACCUCACGCGCUUAAUCAUCAUUCAUGGAAAAAGUUAUAUCAAUCGGAAGAUACGAUAGAUUUUUUUUAUGUAAUGAGUGAUUAAUUUAAUCAAACUUUUUUUAAAGAUUGAUCUCCCAUAACUCGAUUGUGCAGCAUUUUAGCUUUCGAUCAAGUUUCGGGUAUUGUUUCUACUUAAAAUAACAGAUUUUUAAUUAAUAAACAGAAAUAAAAAUAAAAAAAUAUUAAAUAAAUGAUUUGUUUAUCAGUUGACUAUCCGAUUUGAUUAAAGGAACAAUAAUUAAAGUAUGCGCAAACGCUUCUUCGUCUUUGAAUUCAAUUUUUCGAAGAUUGAUCGUAAUCGAAAAUCUUGGGAUAAUCCAUGAUUAUUGCCGUUUCGUGAUUACUUGAUUUGGUAGUCGAGAUUUGAAUAAAUAAGGUAAAUAUUUGUGAGAUUAAAUUGAAGAUUUUUGUUGGCUUCGAUUAAAGAUUUUGAUCUGAAGAUUCGAAAAUUUUCAAUCAGCUAAGCAUUUAUAAUGCUCGAUCAAAGAGACAUAAAUUGUGAUCCAAGUGUUUUGUACCUGUUAUAAAAAUAACAAAAUAAAUUGUCAAUGUUUUUAUAAAAAUAUAGCUUUUUGAGAAAAAAGAAGAAAAAGAAAAAAAAAGAACAUAUGAUGAUAUAUAUAAUGAAGAACAAAUGUAUGUGCAAGCUUCUUCGACGUUUACAUUAACGUUUGUAUAAAUCUCAUUAAAAUGAUGUUUGCACGAAUUGUGAAAUCUAGAGACGCGAGUUACGAUAAACAUUUUGCAUCAUGCGAUUAACAAAUUUAUAAUUGACAGAUACAGGUACACCAAGGUAGAUGUAUUGAAAUAGAGAAAGAGAUUCUUCAAUUUCGAUGCGAAUUGCGAUUGAAUAAAAGACUACCGAACCAGGUGAUCGUCGCAGAUCUUCGUUCUUGUUUGCCCUCCAGAUAAAUUCCGUGAACAUUCCGUGAAUAUUUUUAUCGAUUUUCUUCCGUUGAAUCACGAACGAUAAAGAUGAUAUUGAUGAUUAGUUUCUUACGUUCGUUUCAUUUGAAAAAAUCGAUGUUAUAUUAUUCUUGAUCGCAAAUUCUGGACAUUUUCCGAUUGUCCUCGCGCGAUUUAGCACGAGGAUCAAGCUCUAAGGACAAACAAGAACGAUAGAAACAGAGAAAGGGGAAAAAGAAAAGAAAAGAACAGAACCGAAGAGAGCAGGAGUCAUCGAAAAUUAUUUUGAUUAUUCUCGAUUUUCUUUUUUUUACAUAACGAUUUGUUUCGAUAUAUCUCUGUCUUAAUUUUUCGAUCGGCCCCAUUUUCGCGCCGUCUCGAGCAAAGCUACCGUCAAGCUCUCUUUUCAAUUCUUUGAUUCGUCAAGCUGUGUCAAUUGCGCGUUUCCGCGUUUCUUUUUCAUGUUUUUCUUUUUUUUUUUUUAAAUAACUUGACAAAGACGGAACACCAAGAGAGGACGGCAUGGAAGCGGGACAUUCGGGUAUCUUUCUUUUGAGUAAGAGAUUGGAGAAAAUAAUAUUUCGCGGUGCGAGAGGGGAAAAGGAAAGCUUGCACCGAGCAUCACAAAGACAUCUGUCCAUUAAUAUUUACAUCGCAUAAGCAUGUGUUGAUGCAUAGUUACAUUACUGUCUCAUUAUCAUUAUACUUAUUAUUAAUUAGUUACUGUAUUAUUAUUAUCUGAAUGUAUAUUUAGUUAUUAUUAUAUUAUGAUUACAUUAUUAUAAUAUUAUUCUUAUUAAUUCAGUUAUUGUAUCGUUAUUACGUUAUUAUAUAAAACGCGAAUAAAACGAGGAGAGAAACGAUGCGCCACCUUGCCAGCUAGCCAUCACUACCAAUAGUUUGUCGCAUUCAAUAAUAAUCCGACUGCGUGAGGCGCGCGCACAAGACAAGAGAGAUUAAAUUCCAUUCCUACGCAUUACACCUAAAUAAGAAUCGAGAGAUGUACGUACAUGCGUGCGUGUAUAUAUGUGAGUGUGUAUGUAUGUAUGAUGUAUAUAUGUUAUACGUGCCUACGUGUGUGUUUUAUAAAUUUGCGCGCUCGCGUUAUCAAGGGAUGAGAGACGCGCGCGAAGAUGAGAACGAGUACCGUUUCGACAUAUUGUCAUUUUCUCAAACUGUCAGCCUCUCUUCUUUCCUUUUUUUUUGUACUGGUUUGUUAUGUUAUUAUUAUUAAUAUUAUUAUAAUAUUGUAUUAUUAUUAUUUUUAGGAGAUACAUCUCGAUUGUUCUUAAUUUAAUUGUAAAUCGUAUUUUUGUUUGUUUUUUAGUUAUUUUUUGUUGUACAUGCUUUUUAAUAAUAUUUUCAGUUCACAUUACGCACGAGCAUUGGUCUUACUUUUUUUUUCUUCAUUCUCUACGUCUCUUCUCUACGCCUGCUGUUUCCGACAACGUCGACGGCCCCCCCCCCCCCUUGCGGAAAAUCAAUAUCACCUCUUUUGAGGAAAGUCCAUUUUGAAGCACAUCGAAUCACAGAAAUCCAACUCUUAAGAAAAGUCCACUGUCGAAGCGGGAGACAGUGAUCCAAUUAUUGAUAUGGAAAUUUGCAGCUUUACAGAAAUUUGCAGUUUUACAUGUAGAUUAAAUGUUUUUUUUCGAUCUGACGGCAUGACUUUUUUUUUUUAAAUUGAUUACUUAUUCAUUAAUCCAAUAAUUCUCGGAUGAUGACUUUUCCAUUUUUCAGAAUCGUAUCAUCAUGUAAUGCCGUAUCAACUGACAUUUCCCGAUCUGAUCCAUCGAUAUCUUCUCAUCCGAUAAUAAUCGAUAUCUCCACCUACGAUGUUUCCCCGACGAAGCUUUCUCGCCGAUGGUGAUCAGUUACAUUCCACUAUAAUGUGUGUGACGUUACAUAGCAAUAUGUUUCUGUUUGAUUAUAGACGAUGCAUUAUAAUCUAUAGAUAUUUUAACGUAGCUAGUUUGUUGUCCAUCGACACACGCGAUAUCUUCAUUGCGUAGCGCAAUUGUUUCUCGUAGCUAUUUAAAAUCAUUCCGUGCAAGGAGAAACG
Camponotus floridanus (Florida carpenter ant) is the source of this 10230-nucleotide messenger RNA. It is a transcript of the gene brat, whose product is annotated as brain tumor protein. Bases 1457 to 3988 code for a protein of 843 amino acids. Gene Ontology annotation, molecular function: translation repressor activity; protein binding; zinc ion binding. The record is from RefSeq and is a predicted model, not a curated record. Gene Ontology annotation, biological process: negative regulation of translation. Lineage: Eukaryota; Metazoa; Arthropoda; Insecta; Hymenoptera; Formicidae. The transcript has 3 exons.